AAGGUGCAAGCUUCAUCCUUAGCCUAGACAGUGCUUCCCAUGGCUCCAGUAAACCAGUCAGUUGUGACCAUGUUCAUCCUGCAAAGGUUUGUUGAUGACCCCUGGAUCCAGGAUGUUCUCUUCUGCCUCUUCUUUGCCUUGUUUGUGGCAUCCAUAGUUGGCAAUGGCCUGAUUAUCGCGACCAUCCACAGCAGUCCCAACCUCCACACUCCCAUGUACUUCUUCCUAGUCAACCUUGCCCUGAUGGAUGUGAUCUGCACUGUGACUGUCUUGCCCAAAGUUCUGCAGAGCCUGGUGGCAGAGAACAGCAUCUCUUAUGGGGGAUGCCUCACACAGAUGUUUGUCUUCUCCUGGGUCCUGGGCUCUGAGCUUCUGCUUUUCUCUGCCAUGGCCUAUGACCGCUACCUUGCAAUCUGCCGGCCACUGCACUAUGGUACCCUCAUGAGCGGCAGGGCCUGUGUGGCCCUUGCAACCUUUGUGUGGUUCACUGGAGCUUUCAAUUCCUUGGUGCUCACUUGUCUGAUGUUGCCAUUGUCUUUCUGUGGCCCCAAUCUCAUCACACACUUCUUCUGUGAGAUCCCUUCUGUCUUGAUACUGUCCUGUAGUCCCACCUUUAUCAAUGACAUCAUGACUGUCAUUGCAGACAUGUUCCUGACAGGCCUGAACUUUUUAUUGACAAUGACAUCCUAUGGCUUCAUCAUUGCCAGCAUCCUGCGCAUCCGCUCAGCUGAGGGCAAGAAGCGUGCCUUCUCCACCUGCUCUGCCCACCUGGUUGUGGUCACCCUUUAUUAUUCCACUGUUCUAUACACUUAUGUUCGGCCAGCCCUAGGAACUGCUGGGUUCCUGGACAAAGUCAUUGCUGUUCUGUACACCACUGUGACCCCAUCUCUGAACCCCCUUAUCUAUACCCUGAGAAACAAGGAAUUCAAAACAUCCUUUAAAAAACUCAUUUCCCUAUUGAGAACUUUGAGCUUGGAGAUGAAUUCUAAAAGCAAUGGGUGAUGAGCUAAAAAGGUCAACCAAGUUCUGUGAUGUAAUAG
Messenger RNA from Mus pahari (shrew mouse), 1040 nucleotides. RefSeq names its product olfactory receptor 13G1-like. Gene Ontology annotation, molecular function: olfactory receptor activity; G protein-coupled receptor activity. Gene Ontology annotation, biological process: G protein-coupled receptor signaling pathway. The transcript has a single exon. Gene Ontology annotation, cellular component: membrane. Lineage: Eukaryota; Metazoa; Chordata; Mammalia; Rodentia; Muridae. Bases 40 to 1002 code for a protein of 320 amino acids. The record is from RefSeq and is a predicted model, not a curated record.